Molecule: messenger RNA, 25274 nt
Organism: Xyrichtys novacula (pearly razorfish)
Lineage: Eukaryota; Metazoa; Chordata; Actinopteri; Labriformes; Labridae
Source: the annotation of a GenBank genome assembly
AUGAAUCAUUCCACUUGUGAGAUUGCGCAACAGCUUUGGCAUCGCACCACAGAUGUAAAUGUGUUUUACGCGGCAGCCGAACAGGUUGGGUGACCAUCAAAUAUUUGCCGGCCCUGGACUCACCGUGUAGGAGAGAGAUAAGGAGGCAGUGAGGAAAGUCAGAGACUUUGUUACUCCGCCCGAAAAUGUGGUGGGAGGGAGCUGAAGUAAAUUAUGUGAGGGCAUCGGCGAGUUGGGACGCGUCUUUGGAGAGAUAAGGUGGAGGAGAGGGCUCCGCGUAAUUUUAGCGUUUCUCACACUCUCGGAAGGGGAUCCACAGACUUUCAGCGGAGUUUCCAGUGACUGUGAGUCGGCGGAGGAAUCUCAGUGGGUUUGAUUCCGGCUCCCGAGUCUCAAGGUUUACCGGACAGUCUGUCGUCCAUCCAAUGUGCGUAAAGGGGCUCUGUUUCCUCGCUGUCCUGUGUGGACUCGCAGCUUCAGGUGAGACCCCGACUCGGUUUGAGUGAUUAAAAGGAGGUUUGUGAGCAUUUUCAGGCAGAAUUUUGGUGAGGUAUUAUUCACAGUUUUUUUUUAUUGAGAACCAGACAGUUUGGCGUGAUUUCUCCCAGCGUUUGUUUGAAGAUUUUGUGUUUCAGACCUAACCAAACGCACUAUUUUGCCUGCUGUAGCCUCAUCCCUGGACGCAGAGGCCAUCAGAUCAAUACAUCUUUAAAUAAUCAAACACUUGAAACGCCUCUUUAAAAUUACAUUCAACUUAAAAAAAGAUUGUAUGCUUCCUUUCUGUAGCACCGGGGCUGUCCUAAAUGUUUUUCUGCUUAACAAGAGUCAGUGGCGAACUCUGGCUGUCUGAGGGACAGGGGCAGAAUCAAGAAAGGGCACCUGCUGAAUGCCAUGUGACACCAGAACACAGGGACUUAUUAUUAGCCUGACCACCUAUUAAAGAGGAGGGUACAGACCCCUUAUACCUGCAAGUUUAAAAUAUGAUGAGGCAAAUGCAAUAAGAGGAGGCUCUUAAUUCCCUGUCUGCCGGUGGAUAUUUACACAGCUGUUUAAAGGGGUACAUUUUCACUGUGUAAAAGAUAAACUAACAGUUAUAAAACAGAAUUCGCAGAAGAGGAGCUUCCUGAUUGAAGCUUUAUAAGAUUGAAUUUUUUCUUUUCAGUACUUUCAAUCCAGUGGAGAGGCUUCUGAACGAGCACUUUAUAUUCUAGCCACAAAGGGGAGCUUUGUGGGUAAUGUAUUACAUUCACUACACGGAAAGGGCAUCAAGAAGACACCAUUUUCAUGUGUUUGCUGGAGGAGCAUGGGGAGGAAGUUAUUUUUAAUGUCUAAUGCACUAGAAGGGCAUCUGGAGGACACUAAUUUUAAAUGAUUUAUUCACUGGUAGGGCAUGCAGAGAGCUCUGAUUGUAAGUGUUAUUGAGUGAAAGGGCAACCAGAGGGCACUGAUUUUAUGUUUUGUUUACUAAAAGAGCACACAGGGGGCACUUUUAUUCUAGAUGAUUGUCACUGAGAGGACAUCCAGAGGUCACUAUGUGUCACUCACUGGAAGAGCAGCCAGAGGGCACUUUCAAACAUGCAAAUCUUGAAGGGCAUCCAGUGGGUACGAUUUUUAUUAUGGCCCUACUUACUGGAAGGCACUGUCUUUUCAGUUUAUUUUUUUCCAACUGUGCAGAAACUCAACAGGGACUUUUUAAAAUCUGUUUUACUCACCGGUAGGGCAUCAGAUGGGAACUUUUAAGAACAUUUUAUACACUAAAAGACAUAAGGAUGGUGCUUUUUUAAAUGUUUUGUCUGUUUUGGAAGUGCAGUCUGAGGUACAAUAUUUUAAAUAUUAUUACUGUAAAGGGAACUUUUUGGCAAUUCUCUCACAAGUAGGACAUCCAGAGGGAACUAUUUUCCUUACAGCCAGACUCACUGGAAGGCACUGGCUUUAGUUUGUUUUUGUUCACUGAAUUUGAAUUCAGCAGGGACAUUUUUAAAAAUAAUUUUGCUCACUUGAAAGGCACAUGAGGGAGCUUUUUAAAAACAUUUUAUACAGUUGCAGCCAUCAACAUGGUUUUCUACGUUUCGUUUGAUGGAAGGGCAGUCAGGGGCACUUUAUUUUAUGUGUCAUUAAACAGAGGGCACUUUUGAUACAACACAUGCAUACACAUACCCACAUUUCCAAGAAUGGUCUUCAGAUAUAACAGGAGGACUGUGUAGAGCCAAUGACAACAAUCAGUUCCACAGUAAAGGAGAAAACCCUGCCUGUCUGUCUAUUAGUAAAAGCUCUGCAGGGACCUCUAACCUCCAUCCCUUGGAGCCUGGCGUGCGUCACUGGAUGUGGAGAAGCUGGAACAGUGGCACGGGGGGGUUGCUGAAGAAUUCCUGUGAAGGCUAUUAAACGGUCUUUUUCUGGCAGCAUGAUAACUUUAAAGCAGGCUCUGUUUACUGGCAUCAGACCCUGGCUGCAUUGUGUUUUGAUUUCAUGCAACUAGAGUCAUUUCCUGCACUCUUAUGAGUGUCCUGCUGACGUUCAUGGAGACUGCGUAGUGGCCCGCUGGACGCAGAUAAGUCCACCUGCUUCCCGUAGGGAAGCUAUCCAGGAUAUGUCAGUGAGAUAAUAACAACAUGUCAGGUACACUAAUAGAAGUAAACAGUCAUAAAUCAUCUCAAUUUUCAUAACUGCCCACAUUAAAAAGGCUGCAGUCGCACAGCUAAUAGAGCAUGUUUUAAUAUCACAAAUUGACAUAUUAGAGGCAAUUCAUUCAGGUUGUCUAACCUUGAAGCAACUUGUGUCCAUCCCAGUUAAGUGGAUUAUAUUGAUUGAUGUCCAUCCUCUGCCAAAGCACCAUGUAGGGAUUCACUAUAGCAGCAAACUGCGUGUGUCUACAGGAGCCUGAGCCUGCAGGUCACUAAUAACACAUCACAUAGACAAACAGAGCAGGAAUAUACCAUGUGCAUACAGAUAAUCAAAUAACAGCAUGAGGAUGAGGACAGGCAUGCUGGAACUGAUUAUGGCUCUAAUCACUUCCAUCGCCUUCGGCUGUUUUUGGCUUGAAAAUGACAGACUGAGAUGUGACAAGCCAGAGGACUCGUAUCACUUUCAUGAGACAUUUUCAGACUCCAUGUGGAACAAAAUAAGUCCUCCCUUACUCACCCCUCCUUCUUUUGGGUAAACAGAUCCGCUGUGGCAUUGAAACAGCCAACACAUUUACCCAUCGGCCUGUCUCCUCUGACAUGCAUUACACUGAUCAAAGACAGCGCUCCGUCUUUAAAGAGAUAUGUUAUAAACCAAACAGAAUAAUCUCCCUCUGUGUUCCUGCUGCUUCAAACAUAAUCGCAGCAAAGAUGCAUCAAAAGCUUUCAUCGCCCCCAAAAGAUAAACCCUCCGCUCCUCGCUAUGUUUUAUAAAAAUAUGUUCGGCAGGAGUUUUUAUAAACACAUGAUAAAUCCUAAUUUGUGUAGAGAUGCUUCUGGGAGCAAUGUUUUGGAUUUUUACAUCACAAGAAUGGAAUUGCUUACUUGAACAGUUUUGAUCACAACCAGACUCCAACUUUCUCUUUUUUAUUUCUAUGCUCUCCAAUCUGCAAGGGUAACCAGAAAGCUCUGGUGUUUUUAAACUCGUGGAGGAGGAGGGACAGCAUGGUUAACCAUUGGAGCAGCUGAGCUGAAAGCAGGCAGGAUGAUCAAAUAGUUGCAUGAAACGCUUUUUGCAGAGUAUUUAGUAGAAGUUAAAUCUUUUAGAAUUGCAGUGAAUAAUGACCACAGCAUGAGCUGAGGUUGGUGCUCUGUGUGCGCAUGAUCUCACCUCUGUGUGACUGUCAAGAGAAGUUCACACUGAUAUUAACCCUGCACAAAUACUUUCGUUGACCUAAAACUCAUCAUUGAUUUUUUUGUACAUUAAAAAUCUUGCAUAUAUCUAUCAGUCAAAUACUACAUUUAAAUGCCCCCUUUGCUCGUCCCUCCUGUCAACAGAGUGAUAAUGGCCUUUAAGGACAAAAAGCUCCCAUGAUGCAUGAUAAGUAUGAUCCACUCUUCAUCAAGUUUUCGCCACCUAAUCAAUUUCUUUGGCAAAACAACAACAACAACAACAACAACAACAACCUCUUGUCAAAUACAACACACAUAUUAGUUUGUCCAUUCUGAGCUACCACAGAAACAAGAUGGUGGCCUCAGUGGAAGAGGACCUGUUUUUGUAGGUGCAAAACGCUCAUUCUGACUUAAACUCAACAAAAAGACUUUCUUCAUUUAAAUUUACCAACAAAUUUAAUAUUCCAGUCUGUUCUGAUCGCUGACUCUACACACUCUAUGCUUUAUCUAAAAUAGGGUGACCAUUCUGAAUCCCUAAAAAGAGGACACUACUACAUUGGGCAGUCGCAUGCAAAAUUUUGAGGGUUUUUCAGGUCAGGUCAAGUGUUUUUUACACGCUACUAACUCAGUUAGUCCAUGCUACACAAACUCAGAACUUCAAUACAAAACCCCGGACAUUUGAAGGAUUUUAUAAACUCCCCCUGGACAAUCCAGACAGCCCCCCAAAACAGGACAUGUCCAGGUAAAAGAGGAUGUAUGGUCCCCCCACCUUAAAAACUGUUUCAGCAGAGUGCUGUUGAUCUGACUCCUGCCCUCCAUGCAGGAUCAUAAGGAAGUAUUUUAAAGAUCAAACUCUACACUUAUGGUCUUUCUAAAAUCAGUCAUACUGCUGUUGACCUGGUGGUUUCAGUGUGUGUUGCACAUGCAGAAACUGUAGUCCUUAAUGCAGUGGUCACUGGUCUAUUGCUACAUGUCUUACCUGCUCUCGACUCCCGAUGUUUUCUGUCUCUCAUCAGCUGUCCUGCAUACUGAAGGCAAAGAUUAACCCAAAGAUGUUAUGUGUUAGCAACCAUGAUGUGGGUACUUAUGAUCCCCACACCAUCAGAGAUGCUGGCUUCGAACUGUAAGCUGAAAACAAGCUUAGUCGUCCUUCUACUCUUUAUGUUCUGGUGUCCAAGAUUUGCAAAAAGAUUGUCUGUUUCUAUUUGGUUUCCUCUUUGCUUUGUUUAGUUUUUACCUGCAAGUGGUCCCUUUCCUUCAUGUGACGUGGCGUCCAUGACCUCCAAAAAGAAUGUCAAAUUUUGAUCCAUCAGGUCACAGGACAGUUUUCCACAUCCCCUCAAAAUGGGCUUGAAGCUAUGGCAAACAAAUUUUACAAUAACUUUUACAAAAAUAUUUCCAAAAGCUGAGGUUGCCUCAGGCUGGGUUGAGUUUGUGUCUCUUAGCUGCUGGUAAUCUUUACUUUUAAAGUUUUGGACUCACAAGUGCUUUUUUAAAAUAUGUUCAUAUGUGUAUAUGUUUUCUCUGCCUAAAAAAGAAAAACUCAAUCAUCGCUUAUUGUAGAAGAAGGAAAUUAAAAACAGCUCUUACUGGUGCCUACAUGUGGUUUUGACUUUUGUCCGGACUUCUUCAAACCUCUCAUUGUCUUCUUGUUUUGAACUGAUGACGUAAUCAACAGUCAUGAAGAAAAGGAGAUUAAUUCAAGGCCCUGAAAUAAUCAUCAUAUUGAAGAAAUUUGUACACAACUAUAAAAAGUAAAACCAGCUUUAUGUAACUGAAUAUGAAAUAUACUAAAAUGAUUAACAGGACCGUUGAUUAAGGUGAUAAAAUAAAAGGAGCACUGAUCCAAAACAACUACAAACACAGGUUUGUUGGCUCAAAAUCAAAUUUCUAAAAUGUCCUUAAGGUAAAAGUAGAUUUAUCAUGCUGAGGAGUUGCUGUGACUCGUUUAAGAAGUCAGAGGUUGAUCAACAAGUUCAGAUCAAACUCAAAGAGCUUGUAAAAGGAACUGAUUUGUGAAGUUUGUCCAAUAAAAAAGAUCUAAGAAAUGAAAGAGGUCAGUGAGGAGCCUCCAUGUUGAUCUCUUUCUGUUAAAACACUUUUUUUUCUAUUUCUGCUGUGAAAGAUUGUGAAAUAGUUACACACUGUGACAGACAAAUGACUGAAAACAAAGUCUAGUUCAGUUUUACAGAGUUUACACCAGCUCACAGUCUUUGCUUGUAAUGUUUUAGAUCCCCUUGAGUUUGUAACAGGUCUGCUUUGUUUUUUUCGAGUCUGGCUUCACUUCCGUUCAUCUUCCUUUAACACUUUUUCUCCACUGUCAGAAACCUGAAAUGUUCCCAGACUGACGUGUGCCAACCUGUCCUGACUUACAGGUUUAGCACACACGCACGGCUCGGCAGCUUCCACUGGUUGUUCAGGCUUUGCUUUAACUCCGUUGGGUUUACCGAAGAUGAACAGUGACUUGGUUUUUUCCCUAGCAUGUAGCAAUUACCAUGUGCCACACCGCUUUUUCAAUCUCACCACAAUAAUGGCUCAGUUAACAAAGCACUGCUGCGGUUUUCAGCGCGCUGCGUUGUGUUGACACGCCUUUAGGGAUUUCUGGCCUUUGUGUCGUCUUUAUGGGCUAGCCCGGAGGUGUGAGGAGUCAGCGACAGUGACGCUCUAAUAUGCAUAAACGCACUGGUGUAAAAGCACUGCAGGCUCUGGGUGCAUCUGCCAAGUGUUUGACUGCAGACCAUGGCACUCCCUCUGCUGUGUUUAAAUAUCCGCUCCUACUGUAAACACAGAUUUCAGAUACACUCCUGGUUGAAUUGAAAGUGUUUGUGUUUCAGCUGGGGAUUGAGUGUUUGUGCACACACACACACAGUCAGGGUCCCUCUGAAUCUGCGUGUCUGUAAAUGCAGCAGAUUUUACAGCAGGGUUUUCUGUUUGUGUAGUCACAUUCUUUCUGUUUAGAGUCACAGCAAACAAGUGCACUCUGCAGUUGAAGCUCAUCUCUUCUAGGUUUACAGCAUGUGGAAUAAAUCAGCUGUUUCCAUGGAGAAUCUGCAGCUUUUGAGUCUCACAUCUGCAGAAAGCUGAGGGGUAAUCUAAGUUUAUGUGAGUCAGACAUUUGGUAUCCUGUUAGAGCGGUCAAAGCUUUCACUAUUUUUUAGUUUCCUUCUUCAGUAUGUAUCCUAAGUACCCCAUCUAUUGUUAUUCAAAACUCUGAUUUAUAAAAGAGGCAGCCACUUAUCUGGUUUUGCUCUCUCAGUAUAAAAGAGAAAAGGGGUGGAGCAAGAAGGUGAGGCAGGUUUCAGUCACUAAAUGUGCUCAAAGACUCCUCCACCCCAUUAACUCUCAUUGAAGUCCAUGUGACUGUGCUUUUACCAAGUGAGCACCAAACAGGACUUGGACAAAGUUCAAAGAGAUGAAGCUGUAGAGAGGAUUACUGCAACGGCAUUUGAAUCAUCUUAUUUUUUGUUAUCAUAGUUAUUUAAUUAAGUAAAUGAAGUCUGUUCAACAACCCUAAUAUUUGUUAUUUAAUCUUUGAAUAAAGCAGAAAUAAGACACUGCCUCUUCAGCUGAUCUGUACUUUCAUACAAACAAAUAAUGCUACCAUUUGAGUCCUAGCUGUUCCUGAAAGCUGGAGCUGUUCCUCCAAAGAGACCUCCGUGAGGGCACUGAGGUAAAAGACCAUUACAGUUAAGUCAAAGUGUAGCAUGAUAACAAUAUUGAAGUGUUUUUUCAAAGGCGUCCUAUUGUUAGUUAAAAAGGAAAGGAGGUGGCAUUUUCAAAAUUCGUCACUUCUCAAAAGUUUUAGCUGCCUAAAGGCUUACAUGUAAAGGAAAUGCAAUAGGUGUUAGUUUUUAUCACUAUUGACUAUGUUUCCAUGUAACAGCCUCUAAGGGCCCCUGACCAACAGCCUGAUGUGAUAUUUUUUUCAUGGGCUCCACAAUCCCUGCAUUUCAACCACUCAGAGUGAAAACACAGCUGCAGACAUGAAGUUGAACCAAAGACUGAACUUGUCUGUGUUUGGAUGCUGAUUAAAUUUGAUGUUUCUUCCUCUAAAAGUGGAGUAAUCUGACGGUUGAGCAGUAUUUAACCGAUAUCUCUAACUUAGAGAGGUGGUGUGCUGCAUUUUAACAAAGACAGCAAGCAGUAGUUGUCAAUACCUCCUCCUCUGCAUGGCUCCUGAUCUGUGCCGCCGAUAUGUGGUCGGUUGGUCACUAACUAAUUCAUCUUGCUAGGCAGCGGGACUGAAUUCACUGUGACUCAUACUGCUGCUAGAGUGAGUCGAUCCCCGUAGUAAAUAUCUGAAUAAGGUUGUCUUUGCGGGUUUGGAGCGUCUUGCAAACAGAGGCCUAUGGGGGUGUUGAACAGAAACAUCGUAUGGACCCCCACACCCCCUCUCUCAGGAGUUUGUAAUCCCGCAGUGAAGCUGUUGAGUCAGCUGCGAGGUGGGAGUGGAAGAGGUUUGAUGGAUUAAACUCUUAUCCUCACUCACCCACCGCACGUUUCCCCCUGGACUCUGCUGCCUGAUGAAUUACAAGCGGCCUGGAGGAAGCAGGAGGGAAGAAGAAAGAGAAAGAAACAGAGAUUGAUGCUUAAGCAAGUGUUUGGAGUAAACUUUAGAGUUUCCUUAAACCUUAAAGUUCAUAAAUCUGUGGAAUGAUGCAAAGAAAUGUCAGUUUUUCUAUUUAAAAUAACAACACCAAUCCCCAUUUAUCAAGUUAAUGAAGGUUUAGCUCUUCCAAGAAGCGGGUGUCUGGUACAUCUCUGCAGAAGACUGAUAUUUUACACUUCAGCUUUAUUUGGAGUCAUAGGAAUGGGCAGGUAUGACAGAAAACAGAGCCACCUGUAGAGAGCCAGAAUCAGCCAUGGACAGGUCCUCUUUGUUUAAAUUUAGCAGGGAUGUGUUAGAGGAAGCACAGGAUGAGAAAUAUGAAGGCAGCAGUCGUAAAGAGACGAUCGAAGGUGAGAGGUGCUCCUCUGGUAUGUGCACCUGUUUACUCUUAACUUUCUUUACAAAGCUAUAGGUUUGUGCUUAUCAAAAUAUUACACCAGUGUGUAAUAACUACACGUCAUUUCAAGAAAAACAUGUCCAUAAAUCUGCUUCUUUAAGAUCCUUCACUCAGAGAGGUAAACUUGACUUCAAAAACAAGAUCAUAGGUGAGGUCAGCUGGGGCCAGUUUCAAUUGGUUGUGAAGGUCUGGUUGGUAGGAUCAAGCCAGUCUUGGGCGAUGUCUACAUGUAAACAGAUAUUUAAGAGAAAAACAUGCUUGAAAAAGUUUCUGUCCACACUGGAGGUGUUUUUGAAUAUUCCUCUGUCAACGUGACAAUGUGAAAAAGGUUACAAACGCUCAUAUAAUCCCCAAUUCCCCUGCCAUUGGUGCUGAUCGCCGCUGAUUUUUUCCAUUCAAGUUAAUUUGUCGAUUUCCACCAGUUCCUUUCCGGUCCCCUGCAGUUAAGUGGGCUUCGUAGCCUAUCGCCUGGAAAGGAAGUCGGGCACAGACACAAAAUAAAACAUCUGGCUUCUUUUUAAAUGAUAUUUAUUUCACACCAUGCAAACGUGGGCAGGGACAAACAAAUCAAAGAUUUUCAGACUUCAUUUCAUCCUGUUGACACCAUGGAUGAGGAGAUGCUGAUUCUAGAAGUCAUGAAUUGGAUUUCUUCCUCUGGAAGGACACAAUUUACUGCUUAUAUGGGGUUAUGUGGCGGACAUUAUAGAGACAACUUGUUACCACGUGAUUGCAUGUGAGUUCAUAGGUUCUUACGAGUUCCAGUGAUUCUGGCUGUCCGAAAUCUGUCAGGAAAUUUGCCUUUUAAACGCAUCUGGUGGGAAUUGGUGGAUGGCAAGAAUCGCGGCUGUUACGCAGUUUGUAUGUGGUGGAAAUUUGGGGUAACCAUGAAAGACCAGAAAGUGGUCAGUUAGUCCCGUCAAACACCAUAGGAGAGCACUGCAUGCAAAAACAGCAUUUUCAUACCAAGCAGCAUACUCCGAAGUGCUAAAAACUGCAGUUCCCUAAGUGUGGCUGUCUGCAGGAACACCAGAGACCACAUACGCAGUAGGUUAGCUGUGCGGUCAGACUAUGGCGUUUUCUGACCAUCAUUUAACGUUACUCCAGUUGCGCUGACCUUUUCCACACAGACGAUGAAACAGGACAGCACAGCAUCUACUGUGCUUCUAACACAAAAAAGCUGCCAUGUAAUCUAGCAGCAAAAAUUAGGAUGUCUUUAUUAGAUGCAGUCUUAUAAAACGGACAGGUCUGAACAGCUGGAUUGCUCUGUCCUCAUGGUUCAGGCUUUACGCUCUCAGGCAGUGUCAUGUUGUCACAGGAAAUCACCUUCCAAAACAGUUGCUCCAUGCACUCUGUGCUCCAAUGUAAUUUUUCACUGUAACUAGUAAAUGGACCUCACUAUGAAAACAGCCCGAGAAUUUAAGUACACCCCAGUAUGUAAACACAUUCCUGGAGCUGUACAUUUUAUUUGCUUAUUCUGGCCACAACUGGGUGGAAGGACGGAAACACGUGCAGAGAAGAAAUGAGUCACUCUAAGUUGUUUCCACUCUCAGGGUUUCCCUCCAAUUACACCUCUCAACACUCACCCUCCCUCAGUUCUAGCCUCCUUCCCAGUGAACACACUGUUACCUGAACCUGCUCUUCCCAGCCAUCAGCCUGGCCCUGCAUGAAAGACAGACCUUGUUAAAAAAAGAGAGAAAACUAACCUGGGCUUGUGAAAGCUCCCACAAAAAAAGAGAGAGAGAGAGAAGAGGCUCUUUGUGAUCCGCCGAGCUCUUUGUGUGUUUGGUCCUUUCCUAAGUGUUUCCUCCAAAACCGGAGCAACAGAGAGAGUCAGGUUUCCUCCGGUGGUCUCUUUGUUUCUGCAGCAUAAUGAAGAGAGGAAAGGCCCAAACACACACUGUCUGGGAAAUAAUGUAAUGAAACCAAUUUCCUGAUUCAGAGUGGCGUGCCAACUGCUUGAUUUCUCCUGCUGAGUUUCCUCCCCCGUUGUUAAGUCCAAGAAGACUUCAGACCCCCCAGGAUGGUGGAAAAUCCAGGUUUAGCAUGCAUACUCUGGAGGGAAGAACUCUUACACAGUGAUUAGAACAGCAGAAGAAACUCCACGUAUUGACAUAAUGUGACUUUUACACAAUCAUGUGCAGCAUUAUGGACCAGGUUUCUGGUACUUUCCCAUUUCUACAAGUAUGUCUUUGAUUAUCGUGCAUAUUUGUUAUAUUAUGAGCUCAACCUCAUGCUGAAUACCAGAACAGAGGAUUGGACUGAGUCCUGAAAGCAGACAUGGUUUCAUCAUUUUGUGAAAUUUUUUUAAGAUGUUUGAAAGAAAUAUUUAAAAUACCAAAGGAUGUUUACUCAGCAGUGAAGGUAAAAGUUCAAUAUACCAGACAUGCCUCAGUGCAGUGUGAAACACACCCUGAAAUUCAGACAGAACCAGUGCUGGUGGAACAUUGUCACAGUCGCACUCACACACCUGGAUAAUGUGAUUGUAGGUGAAUUUUCUCUUGCAGACAGUGUCUACGAUCACCUCCUCAGAGCUUACUCGCUCUGAUCAAGUCAUUAGGCUCAAUUUUCGUGCUUCGCCGGAGACGUGGCCCAGGCGCAGUGUAAGUCAGGUCCGCCGCGCCAACAAGGCGUUCCCAAGCACAAUUUGGUAUUUUGGUGAGAGGGGCAGCCCGGUGUAAGUAUCCCCCCUCCCUAACUCAGCUCCUCCCAGCGACUUAAAGUAAAUAACUCAUCUGAUCACUGAAACAAAUCAUCUGUUCAGCCGCUGCUGCAGCAGGACGGAGAGAGGACACAGAGACGUGUCCAGGUCGAGCUGCACGAGAAAUAAGAGGAAGAGGAAGAAAGAAAAGUAGGGAGACACAUUACAUAUCUUUUUAACUUCAUCAUAUGUGUUUAUUUACUAGAUAUUUAAUUUAAUUUAAUGCGGUUUCAGCUGUGUUGAUUCGGUCAGGUUGUGUGUCAAAACGCAUGCCAAACGCGCUCAUCAGAUCAGAUAUAGAUCAGAAUAUAUCGAUUUAGAUCUAAAUGAAUGUGCUGACUCAGAUUAUUAGUUGUUAAUGAUUACUUAUUGCACUGAAAUGUUCCUGACACUGUGGAAACCUGCCGGUGAGGCAUUGGUGACAUAUGCCGAUACGCCGCCGGUCUACCAAAAUACCAUUAGACCAGCUGCGCUCCGCCUGCGCUGAGAGCUGACCAGGUUUGAAUCACCGAGCUUUCAGCGCACUUUUUACACCACCGGCGAGCACGAAAAUGUCACUGCGCCAGCUGAUUCUGUCUACACCUCCCUCUGCCACGCCACCACGCCCAGCUUGGUGGACCUCGGUGCGCCUCAGUCCACGAAAAUACCAAACUGGCUGUACGCUGGGCUCAGCCAGACGAAAACACCACUGCACGGGGUCAGCCACCCUCCACCGCCUCACCAGCGGACAUGAAAAUAGAGCCCAAUGUAGGGUUGAUGGUUUCCUAGAUCUGGGCCUGAGUCCUGAAUGUAGAACCAGCUCGAUUGAGUAUAAAGCCAAUUUUUUUUUUCAGAUGUAGUACAAUAAAAUGACUCCUACCCGCCUUUUGACAGGGCACAUCCUUAGAUAAACCCUGUCUGGCCCUGAGAGUCUUUAGACUUUGAAGUGUGGUAAAGGUUAGGCUCUUUUAAACCUCUAUGACUUGGAGGGGAACAUAAUAUAGGCGGGUCAAGCACUACUUGAUAUUAUUCCAACCGCUCUGGAAGGCCUCUAUACAAUCUGGGGAUGUCUGCCAAAUCAAGCAGACCUAAUCACACUGGAGUGGGCUUGGUUUGAUUAUUUUACAGAGGAUGAAGCAUUUUCCUCUCUGGCUGCAGGAGCUUGCAGACCAGAGGAGUUUGUAACAGGCUGCGUUGACAGAUGAAAUGUACUGUAGUGCAUUAAAGGUUCAGCAGGUUCAUUUUAAAGUGAUAUAUUGGACAUAUUGCUGGAUAUCAUGAACUUAUUCCAACACUGGCAACAUGUGAUAGAGACUGUGUGUGUGUUAGUGUGUUUAUAGCAGCAGUGAGCCCCCUGAGAAAUACCAGACACGACAUGCAGCACACGUGCAAAACAAUGUAAAGUAACAUUUUACAGCCCAUUCAUGCUGCUCCUGUAUCUCUUCAUACACAAAAACAUCUGGGAUUUGAGUUGACACAGAGCCGGACAGAUGUUUUUGUAAGAUAAGAAGCUGACCUGAGCCAAAACACAUGCAGGAAAGUCUUUACUGUGACGAUGUACAUUAACAGCUAAAGUAAACAGGCAGCAGGGUGUCAGCACACUCCAGAAACCACAUUUCAAAUAUCUCUGACAUGAGUGAAUCAAAAACAAAAUUAUGGUUAAACUGCAACUUAUUGGCUCUCUCACACAUAACAUAUGGGCUGAAUAUAAGACGGGGAUUAAUUUUGCUUUUAAUUAAUUUGGCCUUUUGGCUCAUCAGGUUCUUGUUUAUCAAGCUAGGCUUCACACUGGUCUGAUUAAAUGAAAACAACCUGUAAAUUAAAACAAAACACUCAUUAAGUUGUGUGAGUUCAGUGAAAAAGUACAAAUCUAACGUUAGGAAAGUGAAACACAUUUACAUCAGAACCGUACAACGCAGGAUUAAUCUUACUGUAAAAUCCACUCAUUUCGUGAGACUGGCUGCAGUUUUCAGGUCAAAAACUCUGGAUUUUGUGGGUUCAAAAAGGAGGCAAUCUGUAAUGAUUUAUGUGUAAGUUUUGGUAAAAUAAUGUCACUUCUGUUAGCUGACUAUAAUUAUUGAAACUUGCCUUCUCAGUUUUGGUCUGUCAACCAAUCAGGGGCAGACUGGAGAUCAAACUGUACUUUUAAACUAAAUUUAUACAUUACCGAUUCACAAUAUGACACCAAACAAAAAGCUGCUCUACUCUAGACUCCGUUUACAAAGACUCAAUGUAAAGACUGGAUAAGACUGAGCUCCAACCUUUACAGAUCAGACCCACUCCCAUCCUAUCUUCAAGCACAUGAAUGAAACACUCUGCAGUGUUGAGUAAGUUGCAGAGGAGAGGAAGAACUUCCUUUAACAGGCAGAAACCUUGAGCAGAACCGACAGUCAUCUGCUGAGACUGAGCUGGGUUUAGAGAGGGUUUAAAUUUCUCUUCCUCUUAAUCAGACCCUGUGCUUUUUUUCUGCACAGCUUAGACUGACCCCAGCAGUGAUGCAACCUUAUAUAAGUCCUUUAUUUGUAAACUGUGAGAAAACUACAGAUUCACAGUUUUAGAGAAUUUUGAAACUUAAUUAGAGUAAAUUCAUGUCUGACUCCCAUCUCUGCCCUUAUCUGCAGUGAGCAUAACUCUGUCCUAAUAAGCCGUGAAAGCUCUUUCUCUUCAUCUUAGCAUGCUGGGUGUGGUCACUUAAGACUGCAGGAAGUCCAGACAUAAACAAGUCAAAGCCUUCUACAGGACAGGAGAAAAAAACAUCUACAGACCAGCAAACAAACAGCAUUAUCUUAUCUCCUCCUUACAGUCUGCAAUUAUGAGGAAAAAUACAUUUUCCAGCAUUCAUACAGCACUUAAUCCUCCAUCUAUCAAUCAUCCUGCUCCUCUUCAUCAUUUGGACUCAUUUCUGCUUGUUUAUCUCUCUUCCUCUAAAUGAGUUAAAUUCUACGCUGCUAAUGUCUUUUCCAUGUAAUGGCACGCAUCAUCCUCGGGAAUUAGCGCAUGUUAAUGAGCGUUUAAAUAGUGAUCACUUACUUUCAGCUGCAGGGACAAAUUAGUACAGUAAUUGCAGCACUGUACAUCACCCUGAAUGCUCUGUCAGUCUGCUAAUACUCAUUUCCCUCAAAAAGGGGUGAUUAACCUCCAUCCUUAAUCAGCACAGCGUGAGUCAAAGGACGCCGUACUUGAAAGCGUCUUGAUUUUUUGUUAUUAUAAGGAGAUUAGCGAUGCUUAUUUAAAUUCAUGUACAGUAAAUAGAUUGGUUAAGGGGAGAAAUUUUAAAUGAGGUGUUUUGUCCUGGAGGACCUGCUCUCUCCCCUGAUAUAUGAAGCGUGAUGAAUCAUUUUAGCGAGAGCUUUUUAACACUGUAGUGGAGGAGGAUAUGCACAGCACUGCUGUUUAUUCCUCAGCUAAUCUUCAGGCUGCGCUUGAUGCAGAAACUGACAGCUCUGACUGUGGAUAUGAUGUACAACUAAUGUCGCAGAGAUUUUUCCAUAUGACACUAUAUCGCUUUAACAGGCUGAACUGAAGUAUCUCACUGGGCGCACUAUAAAAUACACCUAGUUUGCAGGAGUAAUACUCUCUUGCUUAGUUAAGCUUGUUGGUAGAUGCAAAGUGAGAAUUUUCUACAGGAAUAUGAACGCAUGAAACAUAUGUUGCACUGAAGAGAGUAAGUAGUGGUCCAGUCAGAGCAAAUACACCUCAUAUCUGGACUGUUCAAGAGGGGUUGGUGUAAACCUGGUAACACCGCCUGGCUAAAGAGAACUCAUUUUUUAGUUUGUUUUAUGGGAAAUUCCUGAAUGAAUAUGUGUUAAAUUAAAAAAUCUUGUAAUUCUGAGUCUUGUGAGUCUGAUGAGGUUGGAUAUGAAUAUGUUUGAAAGCUGUCAAACUACAAAUCAAUCUUAUUCUACCUUUCUUGUUCAAUAUAGUCAUGGUUUUAUGUUUUUUUUUUCAAACUAUGGUGUACUGAAAGGGACAAAAUAGCAGGUUGAAGAAUUUCUUGAUGAUAUCAAAGUUAGCAUAUUAAUGCUGACAGCCCCAGUUUAUUCAUAAAUUAUCUUCUUAUUCUAUGCUUCAUGACAGGCUGAGUGUGUGAUCUUGUGAUUUGUUUCAUUUAGCAAAUACUUCAUCAGACAGUAAAUUACGAUCAUACAUUGGAGUUAAAUCUGUGUGAUUAGAAACUGCAGCUGUAUUGAAGACAGAUAAAACAUCAGAUCUCUCUAAAGUCUGCAGGUUUGAUCCUCCAGGGAUCAUGAUUGUCCCUAAAAAAAUGUACUGCAACACAGCAGACAGCUGCUCUGGUCUGAAUGAAAGUGUAGACUGAUCACCCCACUGCCAUCCUAGGCCAUGAAGCUCACAUUGAUGAAAGCCCCUGUCCUCAGCAUUAAACUCACUCUCACUAAUAGGAGUUUUAGUCAUUUCUGCAGCAGACUUGGCUCCCUCCCCCCUUCUCUGUUUCUCCUCUUCCUCUUUGUCAAACUUCACACAGAAUAUGGAAUAGGUGACCUUUCAGCGCCGGCUCGGACUCCUCUGCAGAGUUUUCUCGCUCAUGGUUACACACACACACACACACACACACACUAACAGGAGAGCCAGGGAGGCAGUCAUUAAGGGCUGGACAGAUAGAGCCAGUGCUGAUGUUAUCUGCUUAAUGAAUAUCCCCCCACACAGGCGGUUUAAUCCACUAGCUUUAGAGUUUCCACCAGCAGGUAGGCGAGGGAGCAGGAGAAAGGUCGCAGGGAGGCUUGUUACCUCUGAAGUUCCUCCAAUCUUGCAGUUUCGUAACAAAUCUGCCACUGAGUUCAAAUACAUUCAAACUGUGAGAAAGUGUGACUUGGCUACUCUUCGGUUUGUCAACCCCCCUCUCAGGGCUUGGAUUCAGAGCUCUGGUUCCUUAAACCUGACUUAGACUGGCUGAGCUGUCUUUGUCGCCACGUUGCUGAGAUAGCAGCUCCUAAAAACACACUUUGUUGUAGUGUUAUUUUCACUGGAAAAACACAAAUUCCAAUGCUUAGAAGUGAACCCGAUGCAAAAACUGCAGUUCCUUGAGUGUCCACUAGAGGCUUUCCCAGAGGCUGCAGAAACCCCAUUCACACCAAUAUUAAAAUGCCACUUUUUACAGCGAAAUUAAACACAUUUGCCGCCUGUUUCCAAAAGGAAACUAGUCUUGAUUAAAUAUCUUAACUUUUUAUUCAAAUAGGCACUCAUUAGUUUUAAUUUUUUUCAUGACUCAAGGAUAUUAGGACCUUAACAAUAUUUAAGCAGACUAUAAUGUAGAAGUUUAUACUAUAAUUUCUCUGCAAAUAGGUGUUAUUUUAUUCAAGAAAAAAACAGUCAUAAUUGAAGGACCCCACUGUUAAAACGCCUGACCCUUCUUGCAGUGUGGACUCUCCCUGUAAUCCUCGCUCCUCCCGGGUUUCAUCGCGCUCAUUUAAAACACAUUAGGCUGAGAGAGCUCAGUAAGGGCCCGGCGAUGAGAGAGACGCCUGUCUGUUUAAUGCUGUGCAGGGCCAUUUGGUCGCCCCGCUCUCACGUCCCGGCCCACAGGAAACCCUCUGCAGCCUGAUAAGGAACAGAACACAGAACGUCUGAAGAGCCAAACCCCUGCUGACUAGUUUCCAGCUAGCUCCUGCUUUAAUACUUGCUGUAUUCAUAAUGCAGGGCUAAUGUCAUGGCCAUCUUUGCCUUCCUGGACUUUCUCACUUCUAUUCUUGGAGCCCUUAAAUUGCUUUCAAACACAUAAAAAACAUCCAUCUCAGAUCCUGUAACAUUCAUUUGAACUGUUGUACAGAGCUCUGUGCACUGUUUCUUAAAAUAAGCAAUGACUACAGCUCCUAUAUCUUAGAUUUCUAUGAGAUUUACAGGUUUACAAAAAAACAGCUGUACAUGAAUCUGAGCUAGCUGUCAUAAAGUAGGAGUUCUUGCAUGAACCUAAUAUGAAGUGUGCAAAUGUGGAAGUUUGCAGCAAACAGCUCUUUGUCCCUUGGCUCACUGUGGCUGCUCGCUCUGUAGACAGGCAGUCUGCUUUACGCCUGGGCAUGGACUUUAAUAAGACAAGACGCAGUUCUUUAUAUUGUCCAGGUAGAUCACACUCUAUUAAUAGGACAGUUAUUUGAACUAGACAGCCUGCACAUGGGCGUCCAGGGAGACUCAGACCCACACAAAUUCACAGAGCCAUUUUAAGUAGGGUCGGAUCUGCUUUGAUAGACACUUUCCUGCAGCAGUCUUUGAGAGUGGGAGAUGUAAUUGGCCGGUAACCGACAUGACGCUGACUGGCUGCCAGACAGACAGAGACUCAGCAUCCAGCAUGGGUAAUCUGCACAAACCUUUCAUGAACAUAGAACAAGUUUCACUGAACACUAAAUAAAGUUCAAAAACACAAAAACAUGUUUCAUCAAGUUUUUUUGAAACAUGAUUUGGACAAAAUGAAAACAUUUCAUGAAUAACAAAAACACUUAGCAAACUGAAAAUACAUUUGAUGCGAACCCACAUGAAAACAUGAAAGUGUCGUGAAACACACAAAGAAAAAAAAAGCUUCAAAAGAAUCGUGAAUGCAGUAAGACGUAAAAAUAUUUUGUUCAACUUUUUCACAACACAAAUACAAUUUUGUGGAUUUUAUGAAAAGCUACUUUUACAUUUUACUUUUUUUUUUCAUUUUACAUUUUUUUUUCUGUUACAUGAAAUGUUUUUGUUUUCAAUUGUUUAAAAGUUUCAUUACAACAUUUUUACAUUUUAUGAAAUAUUUUUGUUUUGUAAAAAAAAAUGUCAGGUUUCAUCAAAUGAUUUUCCAUAACAGAUGUUUCUGGUGUUCAUGAAAUGUUUGCAGUCGUCCCUCUGGGCUGUCUCAUGUCGUUGUAGUGUCUCUUUGAUGUGUCAAAGUUAAAUUCAUUCUUAGAGCUACAUCCAUCAUUGUGCUGAGGAGCCAAACUGCUGCCAAUAUCCCUCUUCGCUCUUCCAGUCAGUGCAAUUUCCAUUUAAUAGGUCCACCACGCACGGUAAAGAUUGAUACAGUCCAUAACCGUGUAGCACACCGCCGACUGUCACUACCAGCCCUCUGUCUGCAGCUAAAGUGGGGAUAUUCAUCAAGUGUCACUGAUCUGAAAUCAGUGAGAUCUUUGUCAAACAGAGCCGCUCUCUGACAGCAGUUUUUUUCUUCUGUUUCGGUCCAAUUUGUGGGAUUUCAUUUUACUUUUUCAUACGCAGUAUCUCCGAUAGUACAAGUGACAACUUUGAAUUAGAGGUUUUCCUGGCAGCAGCUCUGCGUAGGCAGAGGAAGGGUCACUGAGUGCACAGCCUGCAGGAGUUUCCUGAUGAGGGUGAAUUUAUAUCAGGCUGUUGUAUUGUUCUUUUGUAUACACUCGUCUCUCAUUUACAAACCAUUUAUUUAUGUAUUGAUUUUUCAGUGCAACACUCCUGCAUUCAUCUCAGUAGUCAACUUUGCUUCCAUGUGUUUGCUUUAUGCAGGCGUGCUGCAGGUCAGCGGGAUGCGCAUCUACACAUCUGGGGAGAUGGAGGCGGUCAACGGGACGGAUGCUCGUCUGAAGUGCACGUUCCACAGUUCUGCCCCAAUCAACCCCAACUUAAUCGUCAUCUCCUGGACCUUUAGACCCCUCAAGCCAGGCCGAGAGGAGUCGGUUAGUGUGUGUGUGUGUGUGUGUGUGUGUGUGUGUGUGUGUGUGUGUGUGUGUGUGCGCGCGUGUGUCUGUGUCUGAAAGAAAGUGAGAUCAAACCUCCAACUUCUCUCAUUGUGUCAGGGAGCAUCCACCCCCACAGCCAAGUAAGAGAGGAGUCAGUGAGUCAUCAGGCUCCCUAUAGAGUGCCUGAGACAGCCUGUGUGUGUGUGUGUGUGUGUGUGUGUGUGUGUGUGUGUGUGUGUGUGUGUGUGUGUGUGUGUGUGUGUGUGUGUGAGAGAGAGAGAGAGAGAGAGAGAGAGAGAGAGAGAGAGAGAGAGAGAGAGAGAGAGAGAGAGAGAGAGAAUAAUAGAGAAAAGAAGCAGCAGGUUUCUGUCUCCUAUUCAUUUCUCUGUCUGAGUUUUCUCCCCUAACUCAUCACAGUUUGUCAUUUUUACUUGAGACAGUCUGACAAACAAACCUGUUACAGCGAUGACUAAACCCGCCUGUCUUCAAUCUCAGGUGUUUCACUACCAGCAGCGGCCGUACCCUCCUCUGGACGGCAUUUUUAGGAAGCGGGUUCUUUGGGGCGGUGACAUCAUGGGGCGGGAUGCCUCCAUCAUCCUCCAGCAGGUCAAGUUUACGUACAACGGCACCUACAUCUGCCAGGUGAAGAAUCCUCCUGAUGUCCACGGGGCGGUCGGAGAGAUAAAGCUUCGAGUGGUCACCACAGGUCAGCAGAUACAAAGCUGUUUUCUCCACGUUACAUGAGGGAGCUUCAUUUUAUCCAGGAUAGCAAUCACACUCUGAUUAUUAGUGUAAAAAAUAUAAAUUAUGUCUGAAUGAAGAUGUGGACAAGAAGAGUUUGAAUAUGCUGCAGGCUGUGUGAGGCAGCACAUAACCCUGGUGUUUACCUGUGCAUUGAUUUUAUGCAGAAACUAAGCCAAAGCUGAACCAUGCAGCCAGUUAUAAGCAUUCAUGUAUAUGCACAGAAAAACAGACCUACUGGUACUCCUCUUGUUCACUUGUUGGCAGCAGGACUCGAUAAAUUAUUGGUAUUAUGUUUUAAAUCUCUCAUGAAAUAAAAGAGACCUGAAGGUGAUGCAGAUUUUUUACAAAAUAUCUUCACAAUAUCUAAACAACUUAAGCAUGUCAUAUAGGAAAAAAAACUCUAUGUCAUCAUAAAUAAAAUUAAAACAAAAAGCCUCCCACUAUAAAAAUGUCCCCACCUUGUAAAAGUCUCCAGGACUGAUAUUUUACUUGACAAGGUGAAGAGGUGUGAUUUUAUUUAUUAAUUAAUGUUACUUACCUGCAGCUAGCAUGAUUCAUGCAAGCCACUUCUGUUACCAAAUACCUGUCCAGACACAUCGAUCAGGCAUUUACUUCGACAGAUGCUUGAGACAUGAAUACAGCACUCAAUGUAUUGUUUUUGUGUUGUCAAGAUCCACAGGAAAAGGAGCCGCGUACUCUAUUCUGUAGAUGUUUGAUCCUUGAGGGGUCUCAUCUGUUAAGAUACAGGUCAAAGAAAAAAAAAAAAAACCCUCAGCAGUCUGGAUCCAGCCCUUGUAGUCUGUGCAAACCGCUCAGUCUGCUUAAAAGGCUGAUUAGCUUUCCCAAGCCAUAGCAAUAAUAGCAAUAUAUUUGAAGAUAGUUUCAAAUUUGAAGUUCUCAACCUGAUACUUACAUUCGUUCAGCUCAGUGUUGAUCAUAAAAGUGGUUAUGAUCAUUUAUCAUUAUUCAACUCUGUCUCUGUGUUUACUGUCUUUGCAGUGUAUGAGCACAGAAUUGUAACAGAUAGAGUGUGCCAAAGCUACUCUGCAUUUGUAGAUUAUAAUCCGUCAUAAUUGAUAAACAUAUCAAAGAGUCUUCAAGAGUCACCCCUGAAAAUGACUAAAAAUUCUGCAUUUCUGUGUAUCCUUCUCACCUACAGCAUCUUUCUCUGAGCUCCUCCUCCUGGCUCUGGCCAUCGGGGGUGGUAUUGCCCUUGUGGUCAUUUUCCUCAUCAUCGUUGUGUCCUGCAGACGGUGCAAGAAGAAGAGACUGAGACAUGUGGAAGGAAACGAGGAGGCUCCACGAAAAGAGAGAAAAGACCCGACAGCGUGGUAAGACCAAGAGAAAGACAGAGGGAGAGGAAGAUGGGGAUAGAGAGAGGAAGAGGACAGUCACACACUCCCUCUCUCACUUUCCUUCUGACUCUGGGGGUCCGGUUGGUGGUGGUCCUUUUUUGGGGGGCCGGGGCUUUCUCCUGAUGGGAUGCUUCACUUCCACCUUCCUCUUGAACUGCAGUCUUUGGACCCCAAAUCUGGACUUUUUUAUUGGCAGCUGUCACUAAGCAGAGAUGGAUAAAUGUGCCUUUGAGUAGAGAGCUGUAGAUGUAGAGCUGCAGACAGACUGCUAUGUAUCUCGUAUUCCACCAAGUGCCUUUUAUUUCUGGAAAGAAACUACUGUUCUAUCAGUUCAUCUCUUCCUGUUCAGCUAAAUGGGCUCCAAACACAUUUCCUGUUUAGAUGAAAUGUUUUGAUGAUGCAGAGCCAGAACAAUACUGUACUUCCCUACUAAUACAUUUCAAACCCCGACACGCCACUGCACUACAGACCACAUGUUGGAUGUAUUAUUCAGCAGACAAUAGAUGCUGUGGAACAAUAAAUGAGCAGCUUUCCAGCUUCUAUUGAAAUUUUGUUUGAUAACCACAUGACGGGAAACAUUAUGAAACCCAACACAAAGGUUCUGACAUCCCUGAUUUUAUUAGUGGUGCAGAUAAAGCCGUCCCUCCACCUUAACACUGAAGUCAGACUACACAAUCCUCUCUCUGUCAUGAUGGUCACCAAGGUCUACAGUUUAGCAGCUCCAUAGAUGAUGUUAUUAAGGGAAAGCAGGAGAAGCAAGCAAGAGUUCAAUUUAACCAGUAUUCAUGUUCAGGUCCAAGCUCUUUAACUCUCAGCUUCUCCUGCAGCGAUCUCUUCUCAAACUGCAGCAAUGACUUCACUGAGUUUUUCUCACUGUUUUUGUUAAAAGCUUCUCCUGCGGCAAGCCUCAGACUUUUUCCUCAGGUUCAAAACUCUCUCACAAUCAUCGUAGUGAGGAUUUGCCACAAUGCUACUCGCAUCUUGCAAGUCACUUCUGUCUCAUCUGAUAACUUUAGAAUAUGUUUGAUCUACAGUUUUAUUGCUGCGUAAUUAUUUUACUCACUAGCUACAGAUUAUUAACCUUCCUAUAAGUAUGUUUUAAGACUAAUUUUUAAAAAUCUUACCCAGUUACACUUUGCCAUUCUGUCUUGGAGAACACCCUGAAGCACAUGAAAGGGAACACAACGAUUACUUUUGAACCCCAACAUCUGCUGGACCGUGUUUGUCCUGUGUAGUCUGACCUCAGCUUUAAUGUGGUUUCUCUGAAUGUGGAAGACUCUGGUGUACAUUUCUUGUUGUUUCACUACUGAAGGUUUAUUGCUGUAUUGUUUAUUUUCUUGGUGUUACAGCCUGAUAUUGAAAAUUAUUGUGGUGCUAUCAAUCAACCAAACCUAAUGGAGAGCGUUUGUUGGAAGCAGACAUUCAUAUGGUUAAAAAAAUGUACCAGCACUUGGUUAUCUUCAGCAGCAGUUCUGGAGAAUCUCAAAGAACCGUCGCCUUUUUGAGGCUGAUUGUCUGUUUUGAACAAUAAGCUGAGUUUUUAUGUAUCAAACUCUUUUUCUGGGCAUGUGGGACAUCUUUGUUUCUCUCUUGGGUUUUCAGAUCUCUCUGCAGCAGGUGCUGGUGACCUUCCAAAUAGUAGUGUUGACAUAAGCAGCAAACUUAAAAGCUGAACUCUGUUGGACAAAGCUUAUAAAACCGCACCAGUCCAUAUUGAUCAUAUUCACACAGAUUCACUGUAAAGGCAGACAAAGGGAGCUAAUUUCUGAACCCCAAUCACAUGCAAAUAUGUAAACAGAGAUAUCGAUCAAACAUCCCCUUUCAAUCUUGGACCAUUUAACCCUUUGUAAGGCUAACCUUUUGUCCCUGCUGCUGUGUUUGUGGUGUCUGCUCGUCUUUGUCCUGUCCCCAUUGUCCAUGACUUAUGCACAUGCAUGUCCAUAAAUAAUUCAUGGAUGUGUCAUGCAUGAAUGCAUUUCCUGGUGUGUGCGUGUGUGUUUGUGUGUGCUUUGUUGCCCUUACCUUCCCCUGUGAAUGUCUCCUUGGUCCUUCAAUGUGUGUGUUUGUGUGUGUUUGUGUGUUUGUUUGCUUCUCAGCCACCCGUCAAGAGCCGUACAUCUUUACAUGUCAGAGACGUCCAUAGAGAUUGACAGUUCAGACGGCAUGAUCUCAGAUCCCAGCACCCCGAGCUCCAGCUCCUCUGAGAGCGAGGGCCCGAGCUCAGAUGACGAUGACGACGAUGAUGACUCCGACUGAGGAGGUGGGAACAGACAGAGAGGCAGAAACACUGAUAAGAUGCCAGCCAGGAAGCUUGCUGGGUUGAUGCCUAGGUGGCAGACAUGGAUGCCAUGGUUAUUCCAAGUAGAGACGAGAUGAAGACAGCCAUGCUGCUGAGUCGAGAACAAGCACAUUGUUCAAGCACAAGAAGAAAAUGGAGAGAAAGUUCUGUUUGGGAGAUUCCAAGCAAGAACAAAGACCAGGGCGAGGCUGUUGAUGAAGGCUUUGAAAUGGGAUCAAAAGGGUAGAAACUUUACUUUAAAGUAAGUUAAGAAAUGUUCUUCUGAUGAAAGAAACGCUGAGUUAACUCUGCAUGGCUUCACAGAUUAAACCAUUGUAGCAGGCUGGGCUACUCUCCCCAAAGAAAAGAGUGUUGAUUUUAACAUGGACCUUGUUAGGCGUGGAAAAUCAAUACAAUCAGCUGCAAAAUGCUGUAAGUAAAAGAGGACGGUGUUGUCUGCCAUGUUGAGCCAUGCAAAAAUCUUUACUUUCAGACUAUCUGCUAUUGAUUCCAACUCCAAUCCCACCAGAAUUGGGACGCUGUUGUUGGUAAAAUAAAAUUUUGUUGUUUGCAAAUAAUUUUAAUUCAGUUUAAUUGAAACUUGAGCAAAGACAACUUGUUGAAAUGUUGACAACCCAGUUUCUCAGCAGGACUCUUCUACUACAGAGCCAUGCCGUUGUAAUCCCUGUAGUCAGAAUGUGGUUUGUCAGUGUCUUGCUGAAUUAUGAAGGUUUUCCCAAAAAAGUCUUUGUCUGGAUGUCAGCAGACGUUGCUCCUGAACCUGUAGAUAUUGUUCAGCAUUUAUGGAGCCUUCACUGAUAUGGAAGAUACCCAUUACAUGGACUCUGGUAAUCCCUAUACCAUCAGGGAUGUUGGCUUUAAACUGAAAGCUGAGAACAAGCUUUUUGGUCUUUUUAUUGAUUAGGGUGGAGGAUGCAAUGUCCAUGCAGUGAUUUACACUCCACAGUCCUGUCUGUUUUAAUGCCUGAGGGCCUGAAGAUCAGGACCAUCCAGUCUUGGUUUUAGUCAUUGUCCCUUUAGUACAGAGAUUUCCCCAGAUUAUUUGAAUCUUUUAAUGUUAUUAUCUUCUGUAGAUGAUCAAAUCCAAUAACAUUGCUCCGUUUUAACAUUUAAUAUGUUGUCUUUGCCCUAUUUUCUCUUAAACAUGGCCUGCAAUGACGUGAAAACCAUCGAAUUAUGUUUGUAUCAACACAGCGUCCCACCUUCCUCUGAAUAUUGGGUUGCAUUUUCACAUACAAAAGGGAUUAUAAAGGUCUUUCAUUUCAGUUUGUUAUGCACACUGUUUUAAUACUCGCAAGUGUCAGAGCUCUUGUUUGAUGCUCGGGUGGCAGAAGGGCUCAUGUCACGUCAGAUUACUGAGAUUAAAUAGAAAAAAAUGUGAUGUUGUUGCCAUUCAGUCUGAAGGCCAAACACUCAGUCAGCAGGCAAACACAUGCAUGCACCUGUCCUGAGCGCUGUGUGGGAGCGUGCAGUCAGAUCUGAAAACCCUUUGAUUGCAAAAUGUCCUUGAGAGUCCUUUUUUCCCUCUCUCCAUGUCUUCAAAUGCACCACAUACACUAACAAAUGAUUUUAAUGCCUGACUUUUCAUCCUUUGUGACAGGAUUGUGUAUUUGUGAUGUAAUACUGAGUGAUAUAAAAAUAGAUUUUCAUUUUUUUGAGAUCAUGAUAUAGAAGUAUUUGAUUGUAUUUUUAAAAAUGUCACUGUAUGUUUUUCAUAGAGCUUUUAUAAAGAAAAAGAUUUUCUAAUAAAAAUGCCUUUAAAUCUUUA